Messenger RNA from Aspergillus tanneri, 801 nucleotides. RefSeq lists its product as uncharacterized. The record is from RefSeq and is a predicted model, not a curated record. The coding region runs from base 1 to 801 and encodes 266 amino acids. Gene Ontology annotation, biological process: alkaloid metabolic process. Lineage: Eukaryota; Fungi; Ascomycota; Eurotiomycetes; Eurotiales; Aspergillaceae. The transcript has 3 exons. Gene Ontology annotation, molecular function: transferase activity, transferring alkyl or aryl (other than methyl) groups.
AUGUCCAUCACCGUUGAACGAUUCAUGUUCCAGUCUCUGGAACCCGAGAGCUCCGCCUCAGAGACUCUGCCCUACUGGUGGCUGACUAGCGGACGCGACCUCUCUCGCAUGCUCCAGGAAGCCCAAUACCCCGAGGAUACACAGCGCCACGGUGUUGGUUGGGACGGCAACCCCUUCGAAUAUGGCUUUGAGCUCAAGAGCUCGGGCAAGGACCAAGCGGUUCGGUUUGUCGUAGACGUCAGCCCACUGCGACCGGCCGACGACACCAAUCCUCUCGACAUCAAGAACUUUGAAGUCGUCCUUGAUGCGUUAUCAAAGAAGACACCCGGGUUCGACGACACUUGGUACACAUCACUCCGGAAGUGGUUCGUGCACUCCCAUCGCUCGACGGCUGAACAGAAGGAUCUGGUCGCGCAGGCGGGAUACCAGAUGCCCAUGAUACUCGGGUUCGAUAUUGGUUGUCAUCUUCCAAUCCCAGACGCCAUCCCGGUCAUGGCGAAGGUCUAUUUCCCACCCUGUUUCACUGCGGUUGCAGAGGGAAUCACGCGCUGGGAGGCUGUCCGACGCGGCACACGUAGAGAAUAUGAAAACGGUCCCCGCUAUCUUGCAACCGACUUUGUCACCACCGAGAAGGCACGGCUGAAGAUCUACAUGCGACAUCCAGCUGAGUCAUUCGAUGAUAUCUGGGAUUACUACACGCUGGGAGGGAGGAUUUCGGACUUGGAUGAAGACAAGGAAAAAUUCCGCGAGCUCGUCUCUCACCUCGUACAAUCCGGAUCCUACCCCGGCACAGGACGGUGA